UCAAGAUUCUUGUCGUCGUCUUCAUCUCGAUGCCGAGUCUUACAGAACCCAAAAACAAGAGAAACAACAAUGGCGAAAUGGUGGAAAAUAGGAUUGAUAGUAGCCGUAAUAGCAAUCUUAAGGCAAUUAAGCAAGCAAUACGGAUGGGACAAAGACGCCACCAUCAAAUUUCUGGGCGGGUGGUCCGAUCAACUCGGCGUUUGGGCGAUGCCAGCUUUUGUUGGACUUCACACUCUCACUAUCGCCCUUUGUUUGCCUUACGCCGUCUUCUUUGAGGCAGCUGCUUCUCUUCUUUUCGGGUUCUUCCCAGCUGUGCUUUGUGUCUUCUCAGCUAAGCUUCUUGGAGCUUCUCUCUCAUUCUGGAUCGGCAGGCUAAUUUUCAGGAGUUCAACAUCAGCAAUGAAUUGGGUUCAGAGUAACAAAUACUUCCAUAUUCUUUUAAGAGGAGUUGAACGAGAUGGUUGGAAAUUUGUCCUUCUUGCUCGCUUCUCACCCAUGCCCUCAUAUCUCAUAAACUAUGCCUUAGCUGCCACCAAAGUUGGUUUCGUGGUGGAUUUUCUGCUCCCUACAGUUAUUGGCUGUCUGCCAAUGAUCUUACAGAACACGUCUAUUGGCAGCCUCGCCGGUGCUGCUGUUGCUUCAGCAUCUGGCUCAAAAAAAUCUCAGGUCUGGUCUUACCUCUUUCCCCUACUUGGGAUUGUAUCAAGCAUUGCAAUUUCUUUGCGGAUCAAAAAGUACUCUACCGAUAUCACAGUAACCGAACCUUCUAGUGAGUCAGGUCCUGACACUAAAAAAAAUGUAGACUCUUCUCAUUCCUCCAAAGGUAAAAAUGGAAAGGGUAUGAAAAAAAGUCAAUAACAGAUUUUAUUAACGCAAUUUUGUUUUUUCAUUUAGCGUACUUUAGUUAUCUUCAUACGUCAUGUUUUGGAACUUCAGAACCAUCAUAUUUGCGAUGUACUGCUAAUAUCUAAAUUAUACACUUCUUUGAGGUUCGAAAUUGGCUUCUUUUGUGUUUCUUUUCUUGAACCACAGAGAGGUACUUUGAAGUCUUUUGUCAGGUUAAUUAAGUUAA
Messenger RNA from Pistacia vera, 1072 nucleotides. RefSeq names its product TVP38/TMEM64 family membrane protein slr0305-like. The record is from RefSeq and is a predicted model, not a curated record. Lineage: Eukaryota; Viridiplantae; Streptophyta; Magnoliopsida; Sapindales; Anacardiaceae. The transcript is spliced from 2 exons. Bases 70 to 858 code for a protein of 262 amino acids. Gene Ontology annotation, cellular component: membrane.